Messenger RNA from Solanum stenotomum, 1224 nucleotides. RefSeq lists its product as uncharacterized. Lineage: Eukaryota; Viridiplantae; Streptophyta; Magnoliopsida; Solanales; Solanaceae. The record is from RefSeq and is a predicted model, not a curated record. The transcript has 2 exons. Bases 1 to 1224 code for a protein of 407 amino acids.
AUGGGUCCCCAAAGAAGGUUGGGGAUAUAUGUUGGGUAUGAAUCUCGUUCUAUUAUAAAAUAUUUGGAAGCUAGAACUGGAGAUUUAUUUACGACAAGGUUUGCUGAUUGUCAUUUUGAUGAAUCAGUAUACCUAACAUUAGGGGGAGAACAAAAGCAGUUGGGAAAUGAGAUAGAUUGGAAUUCACUUUCACUGUCUCAUUUAGACCCUCGAACAAAUCAAUGUGAGCUGGAAGUUCAAAAGAUAAUUUAUUUGCAGAAUAUUGCAAAUCAACUGCCGGAUGCAUUUACUAACCUUCCACGGGUUACUAAAUCAUAUAUCCCAGCUACUAAUACUCAAGUUCGAGUUGAUGUCCCGAUAGGACAAAAUGUUAAGGCAAAUGAGUCUGGACCACGCUUAAAACGUGGUAGACCAAUUGGUUCCAAGGAUAAAAAUCCUCAGAAAAGGAAAGGAAUAAAUGAUCAAGAUAAUCAUAAUAUGGAGGCAACUGCGCAUGAAGAGCUCCGAGACAUAAUAAAUGAUGACACCAAAGAGGAGGUCCAUGUACCAGAAAAUAAUGAGAAUGAAGAAAUCUCUAUUAAUUAUGUCUCGACAAGAAAAAUGUGGAAUCGAAAUAAUAUUGUGGUGGAUAAUAUUUUUGCCUAUAAUGUUGCAGUUGAAAUAAUGCAACAAGAUGGGGAUUUGGAGCCAAGAUCUGUCAAUGAAUGUAAACAGAGAAAUGAUUGGCCAAAAUGGAAGGAAGCAAUUCAAACAGAAUUGGCUUCACUUGAAAAACGUGAAGUUUUUGGACCAAUAGUCCGAACACCUGAAGGUGUCAAGCCAGUGGGGUAUCUAAUAAAUAUGACAGUUCAUAAAAAGCUUGAAAUGCAUCUAAUGGACGUUGUCACAGCUUAUUUAUAUGGCUCACUAGACCACAAUAUUUUUAUGAAAAUCCCUGAAGCACUCAAAGUGCCUGAAGCAUAUGAAAAUUCAAAAGAAAGUUGUUCAAUAAAGCUUCAGAAAUCCUUAUUUGGAUUGAAACAAUCAGGGCGAAUGUGGUAUAAUCGUCUUAGCGAAUAUUUGCUAAAAGAAGGGUAUAAGAAUGACCCUAUUUGUCCUUGUAUUUUUAUACGAAGGUCAAAAUCUGAAUUUGUAAUAAUAUCUGUUUAUGUUGAUGACUUGAACAUCAUUGGAACUCCUACAGAGCUUUCAAAAGCCGUUGAGUGUUUGAAAAAAAGAAUUUGA